AUGACGGCCCAACGACCCAAUGUCCUCAUCAUUCUUGCCGAUGAUCUGGGGUUCUCAGAUCUCGGGUGCUAUGGCGGCGAAAUCGAGACACCAUACCUAGAUCAAAUCGCCCAGGAAGGCAUGCGGCUCGCGGACUUUCAUGUUGCAUCAGCUUGCUCCCCCACACGAUCUAUGCUCCUGAGUGGAACCGAUCACCACAUCGCCGGUAUUGGGACUAUGGCAGAGCGGAUCUCAAGCGAAAUGAAAGGAAAACCAGGAUAUGAAGGCUAUCUGAACGAUCGUGUGGUCUCAUUUCAAGAAGUCAUGCGUGAUGGAGACUACGAAACACUCAUGUCAGGCAAAUGGCACCUUGGAAUGACCCCCAAUCGGACCCCUCAUGCACGCGGCUUUGAGAGAUCUUUUUCCAUGCUUGGUGGCUGCCACAACCACUAUGGGUGGGAACCCUAUUUCGAAGACCCCACGACGGUCCCUAAACUUGCCGCGCUAUUGGGCCGCAUGUAUGAUCGAGAUGGGUCCUCGAUGGGCCCCAACCAGCUUCCUGAGGGGUUCUACAGUACCGAUAGUUUCACCGACAAUCUAUUGGAUUACCUGCAGGACCGUAAAGCGCGCAAUGAGUCGCGGUCUUUCUUUGGAUUCCUCUCUUUCACUGCACCACAUUGGCCCUUACAAGCACCGGCCAGGGUCGUGGACAAGUAUCAUGGGAUGUAUGACGACGGCUGGGACGUGCUGCGGCUGAAGCGGCUCGAGAAGCUGAAGCGGGUGGGACUUGUUUCCGAGCAUGCAGUUCCUGCACCUGUCAUAAGUAAGGGCGAGGACGGGCGCGAUACCAAGAAUUGGGACGAGCUUACGUCUGGGGAGAAGAAGAGUUUUUCUCGGAAGAUGGAGGUCUACGCUGGCAUGGUCGACCGGAUUGACCAGAACGUCGGGCGAGUGGUCGAAUACUUGAAGAGCACCGGCCAAUACGACAACACGGUUAUCAUGUUCAUGAGCGAUAACGGUGCCGAGGGUGCACAGUAUGAGUAUGCUCCCCUCACAUCUGGGGGAGAUAUGGACAGUUACUGCAAGGAGUACCAUGACAACAGCCUGGAGAACAUGGGUCGCUAUGAUAGCUUUGUUUGGUAUGGGGCGCGAUGGGCAAGUGCCAGCACUGCACCAGGGCUUCUUUACAAAAUGUUUACGUCCGAGGGUGGUAUCAGAGUGCCUUUUGUCGUGCGCUAUCCAAAAGUCUUCCCCGCUGGUGCUAUUGAUCAUUCAUUUUCGACGGUCAUGGACAUCAUGCCGACAAUUUUGGAUAUCUGCAACGUCAAGCAUCCAGGCGCCACCUAUCAGGGACGUGAAAUCGAACCCAUGACGGGAGCAACGUGGCUACCCUAUCUCAGAGGAGAGGCUGCAGCAAUACACUCCGCCGAACAUGUUACUGGCUGGGAGCUGUUUGGACGCCGAGCAAUUCGACAAGGUCCUUGGAAAGGGCUGUUUAUCCCUAAACCAUAUGGGCCUGAGCAAUGGCAAUUGUUCAACUUGUUGGAGGACCCUGGCGAGACAAAGAAUCUUGCAGUAGAGAUGCCGGAGAAGAUGAAACAGAUGGUUGCACUCUACGAAGACUACUGCAAGGUCAAUGGGGUCAUUAACCAGAGUGGUGCAAGUCGAGCAGGAUGGAGCGACUCGGUAUAG
This is a messenger RNA of Aspergillus glaucus CBS 516.65, 1671 nucleotides long. RefSeq names its product arylsulfatase. The transcript has 3 exons. NCBI's taxonomy places the organism in Eukaryota, Fungi, Ascomycota, Eurotiomycetes, Eurotiales, Aspergillaceae. Bases 1 to 1671 code for a protein of 556 amino acids. Gene Ontology annotation, molecular function: arylsulfatase activity. The record is from RefSeq and is a predicted model, not a curated record.